Molecule: messenger RNA, 2715 nt
Organism: Egretta garzetta (little egret)
Lineage: Eukaryota; Metazoa; Chordata; Aves; Pelecaniformes; Ardeidae
Gene: C9
Product: complement C9
Exons: 11
Coding region: 919-2715 (598 amino acids)
Biological process (GO): immune response
Cellular component (GO): membrane attack complex
Molecular function (GO): protein binding
Source: RefSeq, a predicted model, not a curated record
UGGACUCAUCAAGCUGGACUGAGAAUGCAUCAGGUUUAAGUUUGUCUACAUGAAAUUAUCUUAAAUCAAGGAUUCACUAGGGAAAAAAAUUGUCUGCCCUAUUCCACUCCCUCCCCUCUCCUUGCCACAAAACUGAAGGAAUAGAAAAAACUAGAAGUAAACUUUUACUUACCCGUGGUAAUUUGGAGUAUACUUAUACUAGAUGAUUAUUUUAAGCUUGCAUUCAGAUACUUAAUUCUUCACAGCUAAACAGCACGUUGCUUAUAGUUACUUCUGUCUUGUGGCUGUGUCCAACACAUAGUGCCUUAAGUCUGGAUUACAGCAAACUACUGAAUAGGAAUGCCCUUCUAGAGAGCUAGCUUGUGGUUUGGGUUUUGGUGACAGAGUGAAAGCUAGAAGAGCUUUAGCCUCCUUCAAAACCACAAAAAUUGUGUGUUGUUUUUUAUAUUGGCUAGGGGAGGAAGAAAAAGGAAUCUUGGGACUUUAUUCCUCCAAUACUCCAAACGAGGAUUCCAAAGAUGUUAGAUGCUGAACUUGCUCUUGUAAAUAGCUCUGCUUUAGAAACUAUUUGUUCCCUACAUGAGUAACUGCUGUGACAGCUUUUUACUAGGCAGCUAACAGUUCUCUAAUGAAAUAGAAAAUGUUAUUCCCAUCUUUAAAAGGUACUAGUAAACAAAAAUACUUUUUUUUUUUAAUCUUGAAACUACUUUACACUAUUUCCCAGUCUCCAUGCAGGAAAAAGUGGAAUUUUCUGAAAAGUGGACUUUAGAGUGCUUACCGUAAGUCAGUUUUGGCCAGUAACUGGCAUUCUUCAGUAAGCACUGCUUUUUGUUUGUUCUCUUGGUAAUAAAUAACAAAAGGGACAAAUUAAGAAAGUACAAAUUCAGUCAUGACAACUGUUGUCUAUUCAGCUACAAAAUGAGAAGCAUGCAUGUUAUGCUGCAGCUUAUAUCCAUCCUAUGCAUUUUAGAGGUGGCUGCCUCACUUUUGGGGGAAAGCAAAAGCUCUUCAGAAAAAUCAUUCCACAGGGGAACAAGAGAACUGAAUGCUCCAUCUCCAAUAGAUUGUAAGCUGAGCAGCUGGAGCACGUGGGGGCCCUGUGACCCAUGCACCUAUCAAAAGUUUCGCUCUAGACGUAUUGAAAGAUUUGGGCAGUUUGGUGGAACACCAUGCCUGGAGAACUUAGGAGAUGCACAAAGCUGUAAAACCAGCCAAGUUUGUCCUGAAGAACCAGAACCAGACUGUGGCACUGACUUUCAAUGCAGUUCUGGUCGAUGUAUAAAGCAACAACUUGUGUGCAAUGCAGAUAAUGACUGUGGAGACUUUUCUGAUGAAGAUAACUGUGAAUCUGACCCACGAUCACCAUGCCGUAACCAUGAUAUUGAUGUAUCUGAAGUUGGCAGGACCGCAGGGCAAGGAAUCAAUGUUUUAGGGAUGCAGCCAAUGGCUAGCCCAUUUGACAAUGACUUUUUCAAUGGUCUCUGUGAAAGGGUGCGUGAUGGAAACACAGGGACAUACUACCGCAAGCCAUGGAAUGUGGGUGUUCUCAUUUAUGAUACAAAAGCAGACAAAACCUUCACAUCUAUAUUCUACCAUGAUCGUGUAAGACUGUUGCGAGAAGUUUACAUAGAAAACCAAAACCACUUCAGUAUUGGCUUGUCUCUGAAAUACACACCUACUGAAGGAAGUAAGAAAUUUAGUUUAGGAGGAAAUUUCAAUUUUCACUAUAGCAAGAAUUCAAGUUUACAUUCUUUCCUGGAAAGCUCCACAGAACGGAACCAAACCUUUCUGCAUGUAAAAGGAAAGAUUCAGCUGGGAAGAUUCCAAAUGCGGAGUCGUGAUGUCCGUCUCACAGAUAGUUUCCUUGAUGAUCUAAACUUUCUGCCUACUGAAUAUGAUAAGGGAGAAUAUUUUAAAUUCCUAGAAGAUUAUGGAACUCACUAUGCGGUCUCUGGAAACGUUGGAGGAAAAUAUGAACUUGUGUACGUGCUGGAUAGCUACGCUAUGUCUCAAAUAGGUCUCACUAUAGAAGACGUGAAAAAAUGCCUCGGCUAUCACUUAGAUGCCAAUAUUGCAUAUAAAGGUUUAGGAGCCAGUGUUGAUUUUGAUGGUGGUAAAUGUAAAAAGGUUAAAGUAAAGGACGGCUCAAGACUUCAGGAUGAUGCUGUCAUUGAUGAUGUCAUUUCCUUAGUUGAUGGAGGGAAGAUUGACUUUUCUGUUAAAAUAAAAGAAAUUUUACUGAGUGGAUCCAAAAUGGUUGAUGUAGAGGAUUACGUACAGUGGGCUAAGUCUUUGGUUGAUGCUCCAGUAGUGAUACAGCAACGGCCUUCUCCAAUACAUACACUUGUUCCAGUUAAGAUGAGAAAUGCAUAUUUAAAGAAACAAAAUUUGGAAAGAGCAAUUGAAGACUACAUUGACGAAUACAGUGUGUGCAAAUGUGAACCCUGCAAAAAUGGAGGCACACUUGUGCUGGUAGAUGGAGCAUGUACAUGCAUGUGCUCAAGCUACUUUAAGGGAAUUGCUUGUCAGAUUCCCAAAUCUGCAUUAAUUAAAGUUGUCACUGAUGGAGGCUGGAGCUGUUGGAGUGCCUGGUCCACCUGCAUCAAUGGAGAAAGCACUCGAACUCGCCAAUGUAAUAAUCCUACGCCAGAACCUGGUGGCAGACCAUGCCAGGGAGAAAGCAUUGAAAAACGGCCCUGUGAAGAAGCAAAAUAG